AUGGCUCGACUCGGGGUAGCAAAGGUUAAGACGGGCUGUGUAACCUGCAAAAUCCGAAGAGUCAAAUGUGAUGAAGCACGCCCGGCAUGCAACAGGUGCGUCAGCACGGGCCGGAGAUGCGAUGGCUACGUGACACCGCCAACGGGGACAUAUUCAUGGGCUCAGCUGCUCCGCAUCCAUCCGCCUCCGACCCAGGCCGCAUCGGACGCAGAACUCCGGGCCUUGAGUUUCUUCCGCAAAGUCGUCGCCCCCGUCUUGUCCGGGCCCUUGGAUAGUUACUUCUGGACUCAUCUUGUCUCUCAGGUCUCUCACCAGGAGCUUGCUGCGAAACAUGCCGCAUUGGCCAUCAGUUCGCUGUACGAGAAGUUCAAGGAGGAUCCCCUAGACCGGCAUUCGGAGAAGAAUUCCUUUGCGGUUGCGCAUUACAACGAGGCGAUCAAACACCUGCGAACAACAAACAACCAGGAGACGGUCCUAUUUGUGUGCAUUCUCUUCGUGUGUAUCGAUAUGCUUCGUGGCGAAUGCAAGGGUGCCAUCGAUCAUUGCAGGCAUGGCAUCAACAUCCUUAAUGGUUCCAGGUCUACAUCGCGAUUCGUUCGAGAGCACCUCACGCCGGCCUUCUGUCGCCUUGGAGUGUUCCCUUUCUUCUUCGGUGCCCGACCGGAAACGUUCCCGGCCAUACCAGAGUCGUAUCCAGUUCCAGCACCCCCCUUCUACAACUUAAAGCAGGUUCAAGCAGCGCUGGAUCCGUUACUCGUGCGCGCGAUUCGCUUUGUACGGGCCGCUGACGAAUAUCGCCUUGGUGAUGAGACGCAUCCCAAGCCGGAUAUGUUAACAAUGCAGGAAAGAGAUGAGAUGGACGAGUUGCUAGAUGACUGGGCUGCGGCAUUCCAAGCGUACAUGGUGCAAAAGUCCCCGAAUAAUUGCCAGCGCGCCGCCAUGCGAGAAGAGCUCGUUGAACGCCUACUUGAGAUGAAGUGGCACGUAGGCAAGAUUUGGCUCAGCACGUGUUUUUCUCGCGGCGAAUUGGUAUACGAUCUACAUCUGGACAAGUUCCAACGGAUCAUCGAGCUUGGUCGUGAAGUCGAAACUAUCUUCCGAGAAAUGUGGCAGAGGAUCGGACGGGCCAAGUUCACCUUUGAGAUGGGUUUCAGCCCACUGCUAGGAUUCGUCUUUAUCAAGUGCCGGUCCUUGUCACUGCGAAUCGCCGCCUUGAGUCUCAUGAAGACGAUUGCGCACGAGAGGGAGAACCUCUGGGACUUCAACACUGUUCUGGCGUUCGGACGCAAGAUUGUCGAGUUUGAGCACGAGCUGGACCUCGGACACGAUGAGCAUAUUACCAAUGUCGUCGAUGACGGGACGUUACCACCGGAAGGACGGCGAAUUAAAGAUUCGGCUAUGCAAGAUGAGGUACGCUUCGUCCACGAGAAGAAUGGCGGUAUCGCCAUGUGGAAGAAGGUCGCUCUCUUGAUGAGGGAUCACGGAGGGCCUAUCACUGUCCAGGAGGAGUGGUUUCGAGUACAAUUGAAGCGCAAGCCAUGA
Messenger RNA from Colletotrichum tamarilloi, 1542 nucleotides. RefSeq names its product C6 zinc finger protein. Bases 1 to 1542 code for a protein of 513 amino acids. Gene Ontology annotation, molecular function: zinc ion binding; DNA-binding transcription factor activity, RNA polymerase II-specific. The record is from RefSeq and is a predicted model, not a curated record. Gene Ontology annotation, biological process: regulation of DNA-templated transcription. The transcript has 2 exons. Lineage: Eukaryota; Fungi; Ascomycota; Sordariomycetes; Glomerellales; Glomerellaceae.